AUGGAAGAAAGCAGUGUUACCGGUCUCCUUAAGCCAGUCAGCUCUGCUGCGUUGAGAGUGGAAAUCGUGGUUUUGCAUCAAAAUGUAAAGACAAAAAUUCAAGAUUGCGAUAGAUAUCAACAAAUGUCGUACGAUUCCAAGCUCGGAUGUCAUAGCGAAGUCUACGUAGCUUUGCUUGGAUACAGUGAAUUGGAGUCGUCGCAUGCACUGGACCAGACCAUGAAGAAAGAACGAUGUCCCGAAAUGAGUUCUGCUCCAGCCUGUCUCAGCCCUGAUUCUCCUAUUUUCUUUCCUGUUGGGGAUCCUUCUUACUCUAAAGGGGUGCUGUUCAUAGCUCUUCGCAUUGUUGCACUUCACUUCGCUCGCCUUCGCCUUAGUAUAUCUUACGAUAUACUCGUCCUCUUGUAUUAUAAUACGCUUCGCGACUACCUAAAAGCUCAUUCUGACUCUUCGACUUUUACAAUGGGGACUGAACUUCGUUCCUUUAGCCCUGUGAGCUUAGCAGCUACUCUUCGUUUUAUUAUAGGACUUCCUCAAAGCCGCGUAUUACAUCUCCCCCUUUCGCCUCUUUGGCAGGCGCCACCACGUAGGAGCUUCUUUACUUUAGGGCUUAAACCAGGGAUGAGUGGGAGAAAGCAGUCCAAUCUUUUCAUUCCUAUAUGGAUGAUAGAACCGCCUUCGACUGGUCAGCAACGAAGAGAGACGGGGUCGUCGAACAAGUGUCCCUGCUGUUGCUCCUCUGGUGAAUUUAGAGAUUCAAACCCACAGAAUAAGUGGAAUCUCAUGCCAAACUGUGAGGGAGGAUCCUCAGGACUUAGAGAACUACCUGGGAUGCUUUACAAGCGAUAUUCCAAAGGAAUGGGAACAUUGGUUACCAUGGGCAGAAUAGUGCUCCGUUUGGGCGGGAGCUCCGGAGGAGGCUUUCUUCAAUCAAAGAUCGGCAUAAGAGAAUGCUCAUGUUCAAUGGCUCUAUAUGAAUUAGCCGUUUUUGAUCCCUCCGAUCCCGUUCUUGAUCCAAUGUGGAGACAAGUUCGUUAUACCCUUCAUGACUCGUUUAGGAAUAACAGGGCGGUUGGAGUAGGAAGCAAAGCGUUGAGCUUUACUGAGUCAACCAAGCCAGCCUUUAGAAAGAGCUAUGCUAAGUACAAGGCGCACAGUAGUGGACUUUACAACAGGGCUCAAAGUCUCGGUAUAAUCGAUCCCCUCUUCACACCCCGUGAGGUAGCCGACCACUACGAUUCUAUUCCUGCAUUGCCCUUUGGCCCACCACUACUUCUGGCUGCUUUAUUGGAUUUUGAAACCGCCCUCCCUCUUUACCAUCUGCUUUAG
Striga asiatica is the source of this 1329-nucleotide messenger RNA. The record is from the annotation of a GenBank genome assembly. Lineage: Eukaryota; Viridiplantae; Streptophyta; Magnoliopsida; Lamiales; Orobanchaceae.